This is a messenger RNA of Alternaria rosae, 2452 nucleotides long. RefSeq names its product D-xylose-proton symporter. The coding region runs from base 348 to 2360 and encodes 670 amino acids. The transcript is spliced from 10 exons. Gene Ontology annotation, molecular function: myo-inositol:proton symporter activity. Gene Ontology annotation, biological process: transmembrane transport. Gene Ontology annotation, cellular component: membrane. NCBI's taxonomy places the organism in Eukaryota, Fungi, Ascomycota, Dothideomycetes, Pleosporales, Pleosporaceae. The record is from RefSeq and is a predicted model, not a curated record.
UUACCCUGGCCUAUCGCUUCAUGACGCUACUGGCUGAUUGCAUUGCACCGCGUGAUCGUGUUUGAGCGUUUUUUGCUGAUGGAUGGCAAUGGUUGCAUGUGUGAGGACCGGUAUUGGCAUUGUCCCAAGACGGGGGAAACCGCAGCAUUUGGCAAUGAAGCAGUAAGCCUUGAUGACACGGACAUAUAAGCAUGCCUGUUCGCUUGGUCCCGUAUGCUGAAGGUCUCUUGUGCGUUCUCUUCUUGUUCUCGCGUCUUUGCUGGAAGGUUUCCUGAAGCUAUUCUCACCUGAGCUUGAACGCGACGAAUACAUAAGCUCUAGUGCGCGCGUCUGACUCCAUUUUGGCCAUGGCAGAACCCGAGAAGGAGACUAAAAUUGAUCCAGUAGUCGUAGAUGAGCAACACGAGCGCAAGGCGUCCAUCUUCGACGAUGAAAAGAAGCGCAAAGAGAGUGUCGCUCGUCUAACAGCCAAUCUUGAAGGCGAAAUCCGCAACCCGCUCGUCGACAUCCCGCGAGAGCAGCUCCUAGCCAACGUCCACGACUUCGCCACAGAACACCAAUUAACUGACGUUGAGCCCCUCCUCGUCAAAGGCGCCCUCCUCGCCCAGUCGCCCGGACUCUUCGAAGACCUCGAAGAACUCGAUGAAAACGACCGCACCGCCAUCCGCGAAGAAAUCACCCAUCGUUUCAAACUCCCUCGUACACUCUACUUUACCAUCAUUCUCAACUCCGUCGCAGCAGCGAUCCAGGGCUGGGACCAAACGGGCUCCAAUGGGGCUAAUCUGACUUUUGGCCAGGCCCUUGGUAUUCCGGAUUCUGGCCCGGUGUGUGAGGCGGCGGGGACGUGUGAGAAGAAUGGGUGGAUUAUUGGGUUUAUCAAUGCUUGUCCUUAUAUUGCCAUUGCUGUAUUCUGUGCUUGGAUCUCUGACCCUGUGAAUGAGCUCUGCGGUCGUCGUGGUACCAUCUUCAUCGCUGCCGUAUUCUCACUCUUGGCGCCCUUUGGUAUGGGUCUGAGCCAGACAUGGGGCGAGCUUGCCGUUUGCCGUGUGCUUCUGGGUGUUGGUAUGGGACUCAAGGAAGUCACGGUGCCUGUCUUCUCCGCAGAGAAUGUUCCAGCUAGUGUGCGUGGCGGACUUGUCAUGUCCUGGCAGAUCUGGACGGCAUUCGGUAUCUUCCUGGGAACGGUCGCUAAUCUGGCUGUCAUGAACACUGGAUCAAUUUCCUGGCGCCUACAAUUCGGAUCAGCAUUCAUUCCUGCCGUUCCUCUAGUCAUUGGCAUCUGGUUCGUUCCUGAAAGUCCAAGAUGGCUCAUGAAGAAGCGAAAGUACGCCAAAGCCUACCGGUCGUUUCUUCGCCUACGCAACACCCCUCUUCAAGCAGCGCGCGACCUCUACUACACCCAUUGCCUUCUCGAGCAGGAAGAGGUUCUGAUUCGCGAAGCUGGAAUCAACCCCAAGUCAAACUUCUUCACGCGCUUUGUUGAGCUGUUCACAAUUCCGCGGGUUCGUCGCGCAACGCAAGCUUCUGGUAUCGUGAUGAUCGGACAACAGAUGUGCGGCAUCAACAUCAUCGCAUUCUACAGUUCGACUAUCUUCGCAGAGGGAGGAGCCACAAACAAGGAAGCGCUCAUUGCGUCCUUUGGAUUUGGUCUUGUGAACUUCACCUUCGCUUGGCCGGCAGUCUGGACAAUCGAUACUUUCGGUCGCCGCGGCCUGCUCCUUUCCACGUUUCCCAAUAUGUUCUGGACACUCCUUGUAGCGGGUAUGUGUUACUACAUUCCCAAGGACAGCGAUGCACACCUAGGCUUGAUCGCCUUUUUUGUGUAUCUAUUCGGCGCCUUUUACUCUCCCGGAAUGGGACCGGUGCCUUUCACGUACUCGGCUGAGGUAUUUCCGCUUUCACACCGAGAAGUGGGUAUGUCAUGGGCUGUAGCCACGAACAACUUCUGGGCGGCAGUGCUGUCGCUCACACUCCCUCGCAUGCUCAAGGUCAUGAGACCUCAGGGAGUAUUCGGCUUCUACGCUGGUCUCAAUGUCGUCGCCCUAAUUAUGAUCUUCCUCUGGCUACCCGAAACCAAGCAGCGGACACUUGAAGAGCUCGACUACAUUUUCGGUGUCCCUACGCGCACUCACAUGAAAUACCAGGCUGGCAAAAACUUGCCUUGGUGGUUCAAGACGUACAUAUUGCGUCGAGAGGGUCUCUCCAAGCCUCAGCUUUACAAGUUUGGUGAUCAGCGUCCACCUGUGAGUGUAACAGCGCAGAUGAGCUACGCUUGGAACACGUACAUUCUUCGAAAGAAGGGGCUGGCUAAGCCGGAUGCUUAUGUUCGAGCGGCGCCUCGAGGCGAGAAGCAGGUCUAGUCAACUUUGGACCGGAAUGUAGCGCGAGGCGAGAAGAGGUGGUGAUGCUGGGUACAUAGUUCGCAGCAUGUUGGAGCUCGUGGAAAGCACUG